AUGUCAUAUAGAAGGAAAAGUUUGUAUGCUUUUGGUAAUGGAAAUUGUGGACAAUUUGGUGUAAAAAUACGUGAUGAUUCAGAAUGUUUUGUUGAACCUACUCGGGUUAUUGGGAUUCCUGUUGAUGAACAUGGUGUUAAGGUAGUUUCAAUUGCCUGUGGUUUAAGUCAUACACUUUUUCUCUGUCAUGAUGGAACAGUUUGGAGUGUUGGUUCUAAUGGUUUUGGUCAAUUGGGAAGAGAAUGUUGUGAGGAAGGUUCAUAUUCAAUAUAUCCUGUAAAUUUGGGAGUUGGAGCUAAAAUAAUACAAAUAUCAGUUGGAUGUAAUCAUAAUUUAGCUGUUGUUGAGGAUGGUAGACUUUUAGGAUGGGGUGAUAAUUCAAAAGGACAAAUUUUGUCUAAUUUUCCAAGUGAAAAGAUAAUCUUACCUAGAAAAUUGUGUACUUUUACAGAAGUUGUUCAAGUUUCAUGUGGUGCAGCUUCCUCUAUGGCAUUAUCUGAAGCUGGAACUAUAUGGAUAUGGGGAGAAUAUAUGUCAAAAGUUUUAAGAGAACCUAUUAUAGUUGACUUGAUUGGGUUUUUACCUAUUGUUCAAAUUGCUGCAGGUGAUUAUUAUUAUGUUGCUUUAACAGCUAGUGGUGGUGUUUAUACAUGGGGUACAAAUGAUUGUGGACAAUUAGGACAUAAAGAUUACGUGUGUCGAAAUUUACCUAAAAGAGUUAAACAUUUAGAUUCAAUGAAUAUUGUUUAUGUAGCCUGUGGUUCUAAUCAUACAUUGGCACUAUCUAAAGAUGGUAAAGUUUUUGCAUUUGGUAGUGACUCUUCAGGACAAUGUGGUUUAGGAAGAAAAAAAGAUCGCGAAGAUGUACCAGUAUCAAUACCUGAAUUUUUAGGAUCACAUGUUUCAGCUAUUGCCUGUGGAAGAAGGCACUCAUUGGCAUUGGUAAAUGGGCAAGCUUGGUCAUUUGGAACUAAUAACAAUGGGCAACUGGGUUUAAAUAGUUUUAAUACACAAAUAACUCCAAGAAAAUUAAAAAAUUACCAUAAUAUAGCAUCAAUAUUUGCUGGAUCUGAUCAAAGUUUUAUGAUUGAAGAUCCAUUAUAUCAAAGUACAAUUGUUGAUUCAGCGACAAAUUGUCUUAAAGUUCCGAGAUUUUUAAAUAUUGUUACUGUUAGAGAGUUAAUUAAAAAAAAUGAUAACAUAGAAUUAAUUGGUGUUCUUGAAAAUAUCUUUACAUCAAUAUCAGCAAUGAAUGGUAGUUUUCUUUUUAGUGAUGAUAGAAGAUUCAACUGUUCAGCUAAAAAUCAUGGAAUAAAUUUAGAUGAAGCUAUGGAAAGUUUUGAUUUAAUAACAAAACUUCGAGAUGCCAACCAUAGUGUUGUCGAUGCCAUUGUCAGUAGUUUAUGUCAAAUAGAAUUUUGGGAAUCAGAAAGAAUUUAUAGUUUUAAUGGUCAUAUUCCAGCUGAAAGUUUACGAUUAUUCUUAUAUCUUCCCUGGUUUCAUGUGAUGGUUGAUAAAGAUCAUGAACUUUUUGCUACAGUUACAUUACCAUUUUUAAGGGCUCUAUUUCAGUAUACUGAAGAACAGGAAUCAAAAGAAAUUUUAAUGUCUUGGUGGUCUCAAAUUCAGGCACGACAUUUCAGAAGAAUAAUUCAUGUUAUUCUUAGUGCAAUAGGAUUUUGCUUAGUUUGCAAAGAUGAUAAAAAGCAAGUUAAUGAAAAAACUUCUAAGGUUCCUAUAGAGAAAUUUUAUAUUGACAACUUGGCUGAACAUGUUGAUAUAAAGAGAGACUUUUUUAAUUUUAUUUCUGGUACUGGUCAACCAGUUAAUGGACAUUUUUAUUGGACACAAUUUCCAUUUGUCAUGAAUGCUUUAGCCAAGUCAGAAUUAUUACAAUUAGAAUCUGAAUUUUUAAGAAUCCAGGCUGCCAGUGCAGCUGGACCAACAAUUCAUUAUAUUUUUAAUCCUUUAGUUGGAACAUUACCAGUUCUCAUUGAAGAUGAUCGUUUUCUGGAAAUGAAAAUAAGGAGAACACAUAUAUUGGAGGAUGCUUUAAAUUUUAUUGCUGGGAAAACGAGGGCACAAUUAGUUAAAGGUCUUCGUGUAACAUUUGAAGGUGAACCAGGAGAGGAUGCUGGUGGUCUUAAGAAAGAAUUUUUUAUUUUAGUUUUCAAAGAACUUUUUCAACAACAUUUUGGAAUGUUUAAAGAAGAUAGUGAAAGUCAUUUAGUAUGGUUUUCAGGAUAUCCAACAGAUCUUGUUAAUUUUAAACUUUGUGGAAUUCUUUGUGCAUUAGCAAUUUAUAAUCAAGUAUUGGUUGAUUUUCCAUUUCCAUUAGCUUUAUAUAAAUUAAUUCUUGGUAAAGAAGUUAAUUUAGAAGACUUAUUACAAUUAUAUCCAUCAGAGGGAAGAGCAAUGCAAUCAAUGUUAGAAUAUGAAGGAGAUGAUUUUGAAGAAACAUUUGGAGUAUAUUUUGUAGUAAACUUUGAGAUUUUUGAUGAGAUAAUUGAAGUUGAAUUAAAACCUGACGGAGCCAAGACACCUGUAACACAAUUAAAUAAAAAUGAAUUUGUUAAUCUUUAUGUUAAAAGAAAGCUAACUAUUGGUGGUAAAGAUGAAAUGAUAAGAAAACAAUUUGAAGAAUUUUUAUCUGGAUUUAAAACAGUUAUGUCAUCAAGUUUACUACCAUUUUUCCAACCAAAAGAGUUACAUGAAUUGGUUGUUGGUAAUGAAAGUUAUGAUUGGCAAGUUUUCAAAGAUACAACUAUUUAUAAAGAUGUUUUUCAUCCUAAUCACCCUACAAUCAAAGCAUUUUGGGAGGCAUUUUUUGAAUUUAAUUUAGAACAACGAAAAAAAUUCCUCCAAUUUCUUAUGGGAUCAACAAGAAUUCCUAUUCAAGGUAUAGGAUCAAUUAAAAUGACAAUUCAACCAAUUCCUGAAAAUUUAUUACCUGUAGCACAUACGUGUUUUAAUAUAUUAGAUUUACCAAAAAUUGAGGAUACUCAAGAAAUGUAUAAAAGAUUACUCAUUAGUAUGGAACAUGGACAAGAAGGUUUUAAUUUAGUAUAA
Molecule: messenger RNA, 3069 nt
Organism: Strongyloides ratti
Lineage: Eukaryota; Metazoa; Nematoda; Chromadorea; Rhabditida; Strongyloididae
Product: Claret
Exons: 3
Coding region: 1-3069 (1022 amino acids)
Molecular function (GO): ubiquitin-protein transferase activity
Source: RefSeq, a predicted model, not a curated record